This is a messenger RNA of Ipomoea nil (Japanese morning glory), 2471 nucleotides long. RefSeq names its product crooked neck-like protein 1. Gene Ontology annotation, molecular function: protein binding. The transcript is spliced from 7 exons. Lineage: Eukaryota; Viridiplantae; Streptophyta; Magnoliopsida; Solanales; Convolvulaceae. Gene Ontology annotation, biological process: spliceosomal complex assembly; mRNA splicing, via spliceosome. Gene Ontology annotation, cellular component: U2-type catalytic step 2 spliceosome; post-mRNA release spliceosomal complex; precatalytic spliceosome. The record is from RefSeq and is a predicted model, not a curated record. The coding region runs from base 232 to 2319 and encodes 695 amino acids.
GUCAGUAAGUCGUAUACCAAAAUCCCAAACCGACAGCCAAGCCCUCCGCCCUCGCCACUGUCCGACGACACUCACGCCCUCCGCCCUCCGCCCUCCGCCCUCUCCACUUCGCGACCGCAGCCAACACUCGUCCACUCGCCUGAUCACGGCUGAAGGGCACCGGCGACCAAAGAGGACGAGAGGUUCUCGGAAAACAAUUCCCGAACUCCACCUCUAUUAUAAUCAGCAGCUAUGGUGAAAGACAAGGAAUCUGAUCCAAAUUUAGGGUACCUCACCCGCAAAGAAACGGAGGUCAAGCUGCCAAGGCCUACCCGGGUAAAGAAUAAAACCCCUGCCCCGAUUCAAAUCACCGCGGAGCAAAUUCUCCGCGAGUCGAGGGAGAGACAGGAGGCAGAAAUUCGGCCACCGAAGCAGAAAAUUACUGAUUCCAGUGAACUUGCUGACUACCGCCUCCAGAAGCGCAAGGAGUUUGAGGACCAAAUCCGCCGUGUGCGGUGGAACAAAGGUGUCUGGGUCAAGUAUGCUAGGUGGGAGGAGUCCCAGAAGGACUUCAACCGCGCCCGCUCGGUUUGGGAGCGGGCGCUGGAGAUUUUCUAUCGUGAGCCAACAAUUUGGCUUAAUUAUGCAGAGGUGGAGAUGAAGAAUAAGUUCAUAAACCAUGCUCGGAAUGUGUGGGACAGAGCUGUUACUCUCUUGCCUAGGGUUGAUCAGCUUUGGUAUAAAUACAUUCACAUGGAGGAGAUGUUGGGGAAUGUUGCGGGUGCUAGGCAGGUAUUCGAGAGAUGGAUGGCCUGGCAGCCUGACCAACAGGGUUGGCUCUCUUAUAUCAAGUUUGAGCUAAGGUAUAAUGAGGUUGAUCGUGCUAGAGAAAUAUUUGAAAGGUUUGUUCAGUGCCAUCCAAAAGUGGGUGCAUGGAUUAGAUAUGCCAAGUUUGAGAUGAAAAAUGGGGAGGUUGCCCGGGCUAGGAGUUGUUAUGAGAGGGCAGUGGAUAAGUUGGCUGAUGACGAGGAGGCAGAGCAGUUGUUUGUGUCAUUUGCAGAGUUCGAAGAGAUGUGCAAAGAGGCAGAGAGGGCUAGGUGCAUAUAUAAGUUUGCACUCGAUCAUAUACCAAAAGGCCGGGCUGAGGAUUUAUAUAAGAAGUAUGUGGCUUUUGAGAAGCAAUAUGGUGAUAAGGAUGGCAUUGAGGAUGCUAUUGUUGGGAAGAGGAGGUUUCAAUAUGAGGAUGAGGUUAGAAAGAAUCCACAUAAUUAUGAUGCGUGGUUUGAUUAUAUACGACUGGAGGAAAGUGUGGGAAUCAAGGAGAGGAUUAGAGAGGUCUAUGAGAGAGCGAUUGCUAAUAUACCUCCUGCUGAAGAGAAACGGUAUUGGCAGAGAUAUAUUUACUUGUGGAUUAAUUAUGCUUUAUAUGAGGAACUUGAUGCACAAGACAUGGAACGCACUAGAGAAGUCUACACGGUAUGUCUGAAUUUGAUCCCUCAUCAGAAAUUUUCGUUUGCCAAGAUUUGGUUAUUAGCUGCCCAGUUUGAAAUACGUCAGUUAAGGCUGAAAGCUGCCAGAUUGAUCCUUGGACGGGCAAUUGGAAUGGCUCCUAAAGACAAGAUAUUCAAAAAGUACAUUGAAAUAGAAUUGCACCUAGGUAACAUAGAUCGUUGCCGAAAACUUUAUGAGAAAUACCUAGAAUGGUCUCCAGAAAACUGCUAUGCAUGGACUAAAUUUGCCGAGUUGGAGAAGUCUUUGGAUGAAACAGAGCGAGCCCGGGCUAUUUUUGAGCUUGCAAUUGACCAACCUGCAUUGGACAUGCCAGAAUUACUAUGGAAGGCAUAUAUUGACUUCGAGAUAUCAGAAGGUGAAUAUGAAAGGACUAGAGCAUUGUAUGAGCGGCUUUUGAGCCGCACAAAACACUUGAAAGUAUGGAUUAGUUAUGCAAAGUUUGAAGGGGAUUCCUCAAACUCAGACCAGCAAGAAGUCAGUCCUGAACAGAAAAAAGAAUGUUUACAACGGGCUAGAGGGGUCUUUGAAAGGGCACUAGUUUACUUUAGAACUUCAGCACCUGAAUUAAAAGAGGAGAGGGCGAUGCUUUUAGAAGAAUGGUUAAACAUGGAAAGCAGCUUUGGUGAUGUCGGCGAUGUUGGAUUGGUCCGUGCCAAACUACCUAAAAAACUCAAAAAGAGGCGGCAAAUAGAAACUGAGGAUGGUCCAGCAGGGUAUGAGGAAUACAUAGAUUACCUAUUCCCUGAAGAGACACAGACCACAAAUCUUAAAAUUUUGGAAGCUGCAUAUAAAUGGAAGAAGCAAAAGAUAUCUACUGAUGAUGACUAGCUUCUGAACUUAUAAUCAUUUUUAGACUUGGGGCAGUUUAGUUUGGAAAAAGCAAAAGAUAUCUGUUGAGAAUACCUAGCUUCUGAACUUGUAAUCAUUUUUAGAAUUUGGCUGGUUUGGUAAAGGAGAUCAUGAAAAUUCUGUUUUUAGUA